AUGAACAUGUUAAACGUAGAAGACUACAGCUUUCACGUCACACGUGAAGGAUACUCCCAUCUGAGUGACUCAGGAUGGGAGAUAGUCGGCUGCAUGAGUCUGCUCAUGGUCAAACCCGCCAUCAGUGGCAUGUUGGAGUCUCUAAACAGAGACCAGCAACAUACUGCUAUCAACAAGCUCCUAAAAGGGGAACUUGUUGUCGAAAUACGGAAGAUAGCCUUGCUACAACAGAAAGGCUUUCAUCAGCCGAUGGGCGGGCCGACGCACAUGCGUCGACCCGAAACCUCGAAGCUAGAUAUCUCAAGGUACAGGAGAACCGAUGAAGAUUCCCUUUUGAGAUGGUUCGUCGAGUUAGACGACGCCAUAAGGGCCCGUCAAAUCGAGGAUGACGAGAUGCUAGUCACCUUCUCCCUGUCAAACUUGACAGGACGAGCAAAGACUUGGGCCUUAGGGCUCAAGCUUCACGAUCCAAACGUGUUUGAGCUGUUAGAGAUCAUAAGGUCUCAGCUCAAAGAAACGUUUGAGCCACCACGGGCCAAGUUCAGAGCACGCUCUGCACUCCUAAGGCUCAAGCAAGGUAAGCGUGAUGUGCACGAUUACGCACAACACCUACGCUACUUUGCGAGUAGCGCCGCGAAAACCCCUGUUGAUGAGCACACGCUCAUAAACGUGUUCAUCCACGGCCUUACAGACGGACCGGUGAAGACCUACAUGUUCCGAGAGGACUUCCAUACUCUGGAAAAGGCGAUAGCGUAUGCGGAACAAGAGGACUUCAGCCUGAGACAGUCUCAGGCUACCUCGUCAAACUAUCGAUCGACGAGACGACAGAAAAAUGGAGGCCCCGGUUCUUUGAACCUCUGUUAUAUCGAGAGCGAGAACUCUCGCUCUCUGAGUCACAAGCAGACGGCGAGAUGCCAUCGCUAUCAGAAGAUUGGGUACUACGCUCGUUAG
Peronospora matthiolae is the source of this 951-nucleotide messenger RNA. The record is from the annotation of a GenBank genome assembly. Lineage: Eukaryota; Oomycota; Peronosporomycetes; Peronosporales; Peronosporaceae.